This is a messenger RNA of Linum trigynum, 3486 nucleotides long. The record is from the annotation of a GenBank genome assembly. NCBI's taxonomy places the organism in Eukaryota, Viridiplantae, Streptophyta, Magnoliopsida, Malpighiales, Linaceae.
GAGCAUCACCGCUGUUGUCAACCGCAGUGAUUGCAUUCACCGCGGCAGACCAAAGAGGUGAAUGCAUCAACCGCGGUGAAUGCCUGACGUAACACUAAAACUUCAAAUAAACGUAACUUUGCGCUCGGUUAUCCGAUUGUAGCGAAAUUUUUUUUGAUUCCACAUACUUUUCAAUAUCUUUCAAUCUACAACAAGCCUUUAUCCCAAAAAAAUUCGUUUGCUACCCCGAACGAGUAAUUUUUCGAUUUUGACAAACUUUGGAAGAUCAUAACUUUGUGCUCCACAAUCCGAAUGUCAUGAAACUUUUUUUGAUUUCGCAUAACUUUUGAAGUACUACAACUUUUAUUAUAACCAUAAUUUUGGAAAGUAUGUGGAUUUCUGUAAAGUAAAGGCAAAGUUAUUGCCAAAAUCCGGUAUACCCAAAAACAUUUAUUUUUGAAAAAAUUCUUUCCUAGUAAAAGUUGUAGUUCUUAAAAAGUUAUGCGCAUUCAAAAAAAACUUUACGCCGUUCGGAUUGACGAGCUAAAAGUUAUGGCCUUCUAAAGUUUGGAAAAAUCGAAAAAUUGCUCGUUCGGGGUAACAAACGACAUUUUUUUUAGAUUAAGUCUUUCUUCAGAGUGAAAGAUCUUGAAAAGUUAUAUGGAGUAAAAAAAAUCGCUACAAUCGGAUAACCGAGCGCAAAGUUACGUUUGUUUGAAGUUUCAGUGUUACGUCAGGCAUUCACCGCGACCAUCAACCGCGGUGAUGCAUUCACCGCUUUGGUCUGCCGCGGUGAAUGCAUUCACUGCGGUUGACAACAGCGGUGAUGCACAAACAUGUGUAUUUUGGGAAAUUUUUUUAUAAUGUGUGUAUUUUGAGAAUUUUUUUAAAAAAAUAUAUGUAUUAUGGGAUUUCAUCCAGCCCGUUACUCCCCCACCCAACCACUACCCCAAGUCUCCAACUAACACAACACAUUUCUUGUCAUAAAUCAGUUGGUCCAUUAACUCGAGUCGUUGGCAGAAGAUUAUGUUGGAUCUUAUACCACUCUCUAACAAGCCUUCUCAAACGAAAGACAACUCAUGGGCUCAAAGUUUGCACAGGGAUCACCAUAUCUUGUGCAUUCUUAAUAAACUAUUAAUAUUGGGGUCAUGGAGAUUCGUACACACGACAACUUUGCCAAACCAGCUCUGAAUACUUAUAUAUAAUAGGAGCCCGCUCUGGCGAUUGGGGUCGAAAGAGAGAAACGGUCCAGCUGGCCCAGGAGAUGCAGAAGACCGAGUGGGUUGAAGAAGAUGGUCUGGCCCAAGGUUGUACCGUUGCUGAUGUUGUUGUCGAGAACCACUGCUGACUCCGCCGCCGCCACAACAAGAGGACUAAAGGGAGCUACUACCGUGAUUGCCACCAUUACGUCCACCACGACGAGACUGGUCAGAGUAGAGGUGGUGGGAACAGAACUCAGGCGAGAAUGUUCCUUCAGAUCCGCUUCGUAUUCCACAAGAGAAUCAAGAAACUCUUUGAUGGAGAUUGUGGUGCCUCUAGCUCGAACAGUUGUAGAGAAAUGAUUAUACUCCGAACCCAGACCACAAAGGCAUUGAAACAACAAGAUCAAGAUCCGAAACAGGUUCACCAACGAGGGCAAGUUCAAUCGCAGUCAGCUUUAGGUCAUUCACAAAGGUAAGAACUUCUUUGUUCCCUUUAAUUAUGCGAUUUAACUUGCCCUUGAGAUUGAUUAUGCGCAAUUGAGAACGACCCGCGUAUAAUUUUUCUAGCGUCAACCACGCUUCACGCGAGGUACUAGACUACUAGCAGCAGAGACAAAGGAGUAUAGGAUUCAGAAAUAGAGCAACGAAGGGCAUGAAGAAUCAACUUAUCUUGCCGGAUUCUGCCGAUUGGUGUUUCUCUCUCUAACCUUCCUCUCUUAAACAAACACCAAAAUGUCAGACCAACAUUAGGCGGCCCAAUCAAACUCGCAGCAAAACCAGGCUUGGGCCACGUUCUCCUUAAGCCCAAGGCAUGGGCAUUCGUUCUCCCAACUCAACCACGUUCGAUACUCCUUCUGCCAAACCCUUCUUUCAAUUUGUUUGUUUCCUUCCUCAGGCUCAAUAGUCAAUAGUCGUUGUCCUUUUGUGGGUGGAAAGCUCAGUGGUCACGACUCACAAGUCUUCUUCCCUUUUAAGUUUUAACGGAGUAACUACUCUAGUCGCUUAACCCAAAAAAAAAAAAAGAGAGAUAAUUUAAUUUGUUGUCUUAUUAUAUAAAACGAGUCAUUUCAAAUUAUUUGUACAAAUAAGGAUCAAUUGAAAUUCUACUUACCAAAUUUCUUCAUCAAACUAAUCAAUUUGAUCCAACAACAAGUUUCUUUAUUGUGUUCUAUAGUGAUACAACAAUUCGAUUUAUCAAGGCGCAGCAACUAAAAACAAGUGAUUGGGAAGAGAAAUAAAGCCGACAGAAGCAACCAGUCAACUGUGUUCCUACAAUGAGAAUGUAUGGGCUCAGGCUUUCAGUUUUGUGCAUACAUCAGUUUCCAUAUCCAAGCAAACCUUCAAAAGGCUGCUCACUUUCCCCUGCUGCCCUAGCUGCUUCAGUUCCUUCCUAGCUAUAUGUCAAACGAAGAGUGGGAAAAGGCGUUGUGUCAAUCAAUCUCUCUCUCUCUCUUCCCUUUUUUUUUUUUUUGUCCUUCUGGCUUCUUGAACUGGUGGGUAUUAUGAUCAUGAUCUGUUCAUUUUACCUUCAGGCAAUUGUCCCAUUGAAGAAGCAAACGAAGGAAGUGGGCAAAUUUCCAGGAGUAGGUAAGUGGCAGGAAAUGGGAAUGAGGAAGUGACACAGCAAUAGUUGAAAAAGCUGGUUUGCUUAUUGGAUUUUAAAAUAAGGGUUGGGAGUUUUAAAUUUGUUUUUGUUUUGGAUUUAGAUGAUUUGUUGCAUUACGGAUUUGAAAUAGUUUAUUGUUUAGUUGAUUUUUUACAAUGGAUUUAAAGAUUUGUGUACCAUUCAUGACCAUCAAAUUUUUGUUUUUCAUAACCAAAUCCAAAAUGAAAUGUGGGUUUGCAAAUUCACGUGGUCUACAGUAUACAUAUUGGAUUGGGAGUCAUUUGCUUGUUGGAUUUAAAAAAAAAACAAAAGUUUUGGUCAUAUUUUGGGUUUUGAAAAAACUUGGACUUUGUGAUUGGAAUGGAUCCAUUAUGGAUUUGAAAAAUGAUUAUUUGCUUGUUGGAUUUGAUGGUAGGUUUGGUCGAAUUAGAUUGUACGUAUAUAACACAUUUUAUAAUAUUUAUGGAUUUGGUCCAAAUAUCACCCAUAGACCAGGUUUUUGCAAAUAUGUGGACCUCAUGAAUUUGACGUCUCAAAAAUUGUCAAAGCAAAAAUGUGUUUUGUACCAAAUCUAUAAUGAUCAUGGACUAAGACUUGAAUCCAUACUUCAAAUCCAUUAAGCAAACAAACCCUAAAAAAACAUGUCAAAAUCCUUAUGUCCCACGGAUUUGUAUACGUCAACAAAAAAAAAAUUGUGUC